UCUCAAAUUUUUCACCAAGAACUCUUUGGAUCUCAAGUAGAUAAUAUUUUCGAGCAUCUGUUAUUUUCUCUUCUGGUUCAGAAUAAUUCUCAUCAUCGCCUUUCUUUUCAAAGUUUUGAUUUGUGCUGAAGAACUGUUCGCGUCCUGUGUAAUCUAAAGCGAGAAAGAUCGGAGGAGAAACCCUCGCGUACUCGCUAUGACUUCUUCCGGAAUCUCUCUCAAAAGCGCCGAAUUGUCAGAUGCCGUUCAAGACCUGAAAGUUUGCGACCAGGAGGAAAUGUGGAAGAAGUUAGAAAUGCAAAGAACAGGGCAUGGGAGUCAUGGCUCAUGUGCAAUUUGCUUAAAUAAAAUAUCUCUGCCAGAAACUGCUUUAGUUAGAGGUUGCGAACACGCCUAUUGUACGACUUGCAUCCUUCGAUGGGCCUCAUACACUCAAAAACCCACUUGUCCGCAAUGUAAACAUCCAUUCGAGUUCCUGAUUGUGCAUCGUUCUCUGGACGGGAGCAUCCAUGACUAUAUGUUUGAGGAGAGCGUAUGCCUACUUCUAAGAGCUUCGUGGUAUGAGCCACUGAUUGUUAAAGAUCGGGAGGAAACCUAUGAUGAUCCUGAGGAGUACUAUCCUUAUGAGGAUCAGGACGAAGAGCUUGAGGAAGCUUACCUGGGUGAUUCGCCAAGUCUCCGAAUCGGCAAUCGGAGGUGGGGAGACAAUGGUUACGUAAGGGCAGGUCGACAAGAAGCCCGACCAGUUUUAAGGCCAGAGUUUUCUGGAGCUAGCUCAUCACGGGAGCCUACGACAAAAGAUGCUUCCAAGGAUAAAACAGGUCGACGAGCUAAAAGGGCAUUGAAACGGGAAGCUGCUGAUAAAGCUGCAGCAGCUAAGCAUCAAGAACAUUUAGCUAGGUUUGGCCUGAAUUAACUUUAUGUCGUGCUCCUGUAUAGAAAUAAGCCUGCGCUUGACCUUGUGUACAGUUUCUAAGAUUCAUUUUAGUUUGCUGGGCGAUGUGCUUUACCAGAUGCUGGUAGCUCCAAAGAAAUCUAAGAUGGAGAUCAUAAAUACCUACGAGGUGUACCAUUGAAUUCUUUAUAUAAACAUUGGCUCUCAAAAGUAAUCAUAAAAGUAAUAAAACUUUACCAAUCUCUUA
Cucurbita maxima (winter squash) is the source of this 1142-nucleotide messenger RNA. RefSeq lists its product as uncharacterized. The transcript has 4 exons. Bases 197 to 916 code for a protein of 239 amino acids. NCBI's taxonomy places the organism in Eukaryota, Viridiplantae, Streptophyta, Magnoliopsida, Cucurbitales, Cucurbitaceae. The record is from RefSeq and is a predicted model, not a curated record.